Messenger RNA from Ornithorhynchus anatinus (platypus), 5289 nucleotides. RefSeq names its product transmembrane O-mannosyltransferase targeting cadherins 3 (gene TMTC3). The transcript is spliced from 15 exons. The record is from RefSeq and is a predicted model, not a curated record. Bases 284 to 3034 code for a protein of 916 amino acids. Gene Ontology annotation, cellular component: endoplasmic reticulum. Gene Ontology annotation, molecular function: mannosyltransferase activity; protein binding. NCBI's taxonomy places the organism in Eukaryota, Metazoa, Chordata, Mammalia, Monotremata, Ornithorhynchidae. Gene Ontology annotation, biological process: protein O-linked glycosylation via mannose.
GCCGCCGACGCCUCCCCCGACGCCGCCGACGCCUCCCUCGCCGCCGUUCCGGGCGCCGGGCGCUCUCGCUAGGGCCGCCCCAGCGUUUGUGAAUGACGCUCAGCAGUCUGUAAGUGAAAUGGGACAGUGAAAAUAAACAGAAAGGAUCGGACGCAUCCCGGAUAGACUGGCUCAUCUGAAAUCCGGAGACUUGGAUUCGAGUCGGCGCCUGGUGAGAGCCCCGCGACCUCAUCGGACCGUCACCUCUCUCACUAGGUGUUGCUUCUCUAAGCUGCUAAAGAAGAUGGCUGAAGUCAGUCUCAAAGAAAUCACUCUAAUCGUUGGCAUAGUCGCAGCCUGCUAUUGGAACAGUCUUUCUUGCGGUUUUGUCUUUGAUGAUGUUUCGGCGAUUUUGGAUAAUAAAGACUUGCAUCCUUCUACGCCCCUAAAGAAUCUAUUCCAGAAUGACUUCUGGGGGACCCCGAUGUCUGAGGAAAGAAGUCAUAAAUCCUACCGUCCUCUCACAGUUUUGACAUUUCGUUUAAACUAUAUAUUCAGCAAGCUAAAUCCAGCGUCGUAUCAUCUCCUCAAUGUGAUCUUCCACGCCGUGGUUAGUGUGAUAUUCCUCAAAGUCUGCAAACUUUUUCUGGACGGCAGGAGCAGCGAGGUUGCCUCCUUACUCUUUGCGGUGCACCCCGUACAUACUGAAGCAGUAACUGGUGUUGUGGGAAGAGCAGAACUCCUGUCGUCUAUCUUUUUUCUAGCUGCGUUUUUGUCGUACACCAAAUCUAAAGGGCCAGAUAACACCAUAGUGUGGACACCGAUUGCAGCGACAGUGUUUCUAGUAGCCGUCGCAACUUUGUGUAAAGAACAAGGAAUAACGGUCGUGGGAAUAUGCUGCGUCUACGAAGUAUUCGUGGCACAAGGGUAUACAUUACCUUUAUUAUUUACUACAGCUGUACAGAUACUCCGAGGAAAGGGCAGCAUCCCUUAUUCUAUGCUGCAGACUCUAUUGAAGCUUAUUGUCUUGAUGUUCAGUACACUAUUACUCGUUGUGAUCAGAGUCCAGGUUAUUCAGUCUCAGCUCCCUGUCUUUACCAGGUUUGAUAACCCAGCUGCUGUGAGCCCUACUCCUGCAAGACAGAUGACUUUUAACUACCUCCUUCCCGUAAACGCGUGGCUUCUAUUAAAUCCAUCAGAACUGUGCUGCGACUGGACCAUGGGAACGAUCCCGCUAAUAGAAUCCUUGUUAGAUGUGAGAAAUCUUGCUACGCUUAUUUUCUUUGGCUUUUUGGGAUCGUUAAUACUAUUCAGUCUUCGUUAUCCUGGCGAUUCUUCCAAGACUGUAUUAAUGGCACUUUGUUUAAUGGUGCUGCCCUUUAUUCCUGCCUCCAAUCUUUUUUUCCCAGUGGGGUUUGUUGUAGCUGAGCGAGUACUGUAUGUUCCUAGCAUGGGAUUCUGUAUAUUAGUAGCCCAUGGUUGGAAGAAACUGUCAAGUAAAAGUGUUUUAAAGAAGCUGUCUUGGGUUUGUCUGUCUAUAGUGGUGUUCACUCAUGCCUUAAAAACAGUCCAUAGAAAUUGGGAUUGGGAGUCUGAAUACACAUUGUUUAUGUCAGCCUUAAAGGUAAAUAAAAAUAAUGCCAAAUUAUGGAAUAACGUGGGUCAUGCUCUAGAAAAUGAAAAAAACUUCGAGAGAGCUUUGAAGUACUUUCUACAGGCAACAUAUGUGCAACCAGACGAUAUUGGAGCCCACAUGAACGUAGGACGAACUUACAAAAAUUUAAAUAGAACCAAAGAAGCAGAAGCAGCUUACCUAAUUGCUAAAUCACUGAUGCCACAAAUUAUUCCGGGUAAAAAAUAUGCAGCACGCAUUGCUCCUAAUCAUCUCAACGUUUAUAUAAAUCUUGCAAACUUGAUUCGUACAAAUGAGUCCCGACUCGAAGAAGCGGACCAGUUGUAUCGGCAAGCAAUUAGCAUGAGGCCAGAUUUCAAGCAAGCUUAUAUUAGCAGGGGAGAACUGCUUUUAAAAAUGAACAAACCCUUGAAAGCAAAAGAAGCCUAUCUUAGGGCUCUAGAGCUGGACAGAAACAACGCAGACCUUUGGUACAACUUGGCAAUCGUUUACAUAGAGCUAAAAGAUCCACCUGAAGCGCUACAGAACUUUAACCGAGCCUUAGAACUGAGUCCCAAGCACAGAUUGGCAUUAUUCAAUUCUGCCCUGCUAAUGCAAGAAUCAGGUGAUGCUAAACUUAGACCUGAAGCUAAAAAGAGACUUCUUAGCUACAUAAAAGAAGAACCCCAUGAUGCUAAUGGGUACUUCAAUCUGGGUAUGCUCGCGAUGGAUGACAAGAAGGAUUCUGAAGCAGAGGCUUGGAUGAAAAAAGCCAUAAAGUUGCAAAAAGGUUUCCGAAGUGCAUUGUUUAACCUGGCCCUCCUCUACUCGCAGACGGCAAAAGAAUUGCUGGCUUUGCCGGUCCUAGAAGAACUCCUUCAGUAUUAUCCCGAUCAUGCCAAAGGGCUCAUUUUAAAGGGAGACAUUCUGAUGAAUCAGAAGAAAGAUAUAAGCGGAGCCAAAAAGUGUUUUGAAAAAAUCCUGGAAAUGGAUCCCAACAACGUCCAGGGAAAGCACAACCUCUGUGUUGUCUAUUUUGAGGAGAGGGACCUACUGAAAGCGGAAAAAUGCCUCGUUGAGACCCUUGCUUUAGCACCACACGAGGAAUAUAUCCAGAGGCAUUUGAGUAUUGUGAGGAGCAAGAUAUCUUCCUUGACUACUCCAGAGGCAUCCCUGCUUUCAGCAGGAGAGACUGCGGGUGUGGGAGGGGGCAAAAAAACCACAUUAGAAGACUUGAAAAGGAGGAAGGAACCCAAAGCCACCCAAACAACGAGUAGCAGUACUAAGCAAGGACAACUGUCUAAACCGAAGCAACAGUUGGAAAAAAACCCAGAUAAAGAGAUUAAAAAAAAAUCAACAAAAGAAAUCAAAGACAUUGAAAAGAAAAGAGUUGCUGCUUUGAAGAGACUAGAGGAAAUUGAACGAAUUUUAAAUGGUGAAUAAUCAUGCUCUUUACCGUGUAACAAUGAAAUGGGAAAUAACGUUUGAUCUCUUGCUUACUGUCUAUUCAGAUUGGCCUGCUGGUCCGGUGCUUUGAAAAGAUGGGAAGAGCAUGGUAAAACGUAGCAUUUAUUAUGCAACUUCUUACAGAUUGAGAGAUCCAAGUUGCCAGAUUUUAUAUAUGAUUUUAGUGCGCGGGCAUGGGAUGUUUGGGGUAUUGGAGAAGCAUAGAAGGGUGGAGGAAUCGCCUUCUUUAAAGCAUUAAAAAUAUCUGGUAGCAAGCGGGCAAAAAUGGAGCAACUCAAAUGCUCUGCUUAUUUUAUUCUUUGACCUUUUUUUUUUAGCAGCUUCUUAAAUUUAUGCUUACCUGACUCUGACUGCGUAUUAAAAUCUCUUUUUUUCUUUGCAUCACCGGUAAUCAGAAGGUACCAAAAAACUGCUCUGACUAAACUUUGUGCAAUGGAAAUUGAUCUUUCAUUUCUUUCCAUUUCAAAAGAAAUGUACAGUGAAACGGAUUUUUUAAACACGGGAAUGUAUAGAAUGUGACUAUAGUAGCAUUUCAGCAUAUAUUUUCCUAACUGUAUGAUUGUCUUUCAGUUUGCAGUCCAAGGCUAUUCUUUCUAAUAGCUGACGUGUACAUUUCCAAUGGUGCUUUUCUAAAAGGUUUCUGUCUUUCUUUUGAAAAUGUAUCUAUUUUUGACAAUUAUAGGCCGCCCAAUUAUUUUUGUGUUGAUUUGGGGGGGUUUUAUUUGCUUCAGUACAUUAGGUCCUGAAAAAUGCAGGCACGCCGCAGUAAGCCAUAUUAGGGUUCCAGACAGUGGUAUUUUUCGAAGCCUUUUUGAAGCGUAUUAGGAGUCAAAUAUCCUCCUAAGGAAAAGUUAUUUGGUCUUACUCAUUAAAAUGAGGAUUGUGUGUGUGUGUGUGUGUGUGGAUUUCAAAAUAACUCAUGGGGAGUUUUAUAGUCAAACCCCUCAUUUUAGUUCUACUGUAUUUAGUUCUGUUUAGUUGAGAGACUGUGACGUCUGGUUUAUUUCUAAGCACUACGUUCUAUUGUUUGAUAUCUUGUCAUAGCACGUGCGAUUUUUAUUAACUAUUUUGACUACUGAAUCUCUUAAAUAUGUUUCCACUAACAUUUUGCAAGAUGUCUGUUCUAAUUCCUUUUUUUUCACGAGCCGGCUUUCAGUAUUCAUCACUUCAGCAUGGUUUUAAUGGUAGAACUGCUUUCCAGUGAGUCGUUUUCAUGUAAAUAUAUCACUGAGCUGACAAAACGCUUUGUAUACUUGCCUUACGUCACCUAUAAAAGUCUUUGAGUGAAUCCGCUAUGAUAAAAUUAGUUUCCCGUGAGACGUUUGGGGUGUUUUCAAAUUUCAAAGUUUAGGAAAUAUAUUUAUUAGAAAAUUAAAUUCCUCUUUAAAUGAACGGCUAGAAAAAUAAUGGGCAUUUCCUUAGGGUGGCAGAAUUCCAGCAUUUUGAAUAGAGGAAUAUUAUAAUUAUCAUUAUUAUCAUUAUUAUUAACUGUGUAUCAAUAAAACACCCCAAUUAAAAUCAUUUUGGGGUUUCAUUUGGGUUUGGGGGAGAAGGGGUGCAUUUGCGCUAAGCCUAGAAUAUUUUAUUAAGAAACUUUAAAAUAUGAUAGUGUUCCAUGGUGGCAAGGUUAGUGAAACGUCUAGGUAAAAAAAAGGGUUGGUUUCUUGUCAUGAUUUCUUUUUUUUUUUUUUAAAUUCUCAUAACUGGUUGGGCAUCAUAGACCAGCAGUUACUAAAUUCCAACCGCCUCUGAAAUUGGUACUCAAGUUGAGGGGUUAUAAGAUCCAGUUCUUCAGGACUUAAUUCUGUUGUUUUUCAACUUCAUUUAAAACAAAGUCCAAACAAGUUCAGUUACAAAAUGCAAUCGUCGUUUAGAAAGUGUCUUAAUUACCUCAGACUCCAGCUCUCAUCCAGAAAUUAGGGAGAGCUGCCUUUAAAUAAUUCCCUACAAACACUAAUGAAAAGUACAUACACUUAUAUGGCUCACAUUUAUAUUGAACAGUUCCUCUGCAUGAUAAAAGGGUAUUUAAUGUAACUCUAAAAAUAUAACUGAUUCUCGGGUCUGGUAUAUGUUUAUCUGGCAGCUCCUGUUUGGCAGUUGUCGGUAUCUGGGAACUCAAAAAAAAGACAUCUAAAAUGGAAUGCCUUUUUAUGGUAUUAUGGAUUGUCUAGAUGUGUAUCAUUUUUCUAAGUGUUAUGUUUAAUAUUAAAUUGAUACUUUUUUAAAUUUGA